AUGAAGAAGGAACAAGGGGUGCUACCGUCGUGUGUUCCGGGGUUUUCGAAAUGGUUUGUAAACGAGGUCUAUAUAGAGAGCAAGAUGAUGGAUAAGAGCGUGGAGCAAAUAGCAGCAUCAUUGAUAAAGCAAAGCGAGUGGAUAAAUAAGGUAAUGAGCAACGUGAUGUUGUUGGAUGUGAGCGGAAAAUAUGAGACGGAGGAGGGAGAUAAUAUUCUACCAAGGGUACCAACGGCAGCGAAGGCAUCAAUUGCCCCGAUGGUAUCAACGGCCCCAAUAGCAUCAGCUGCUCCAUUUGGAUCAACGAUACAGACGGCAUCAGCUGCCCCAAUGGUAUCAACGGCACAGAAGGCACCAACGGUACAGAAGGCACCAACGGUACAGAAGGCACCAACAGUACAGAAGACAUCAACGGCAGCGAAGGCACCAACGGCAGCGAAGGCACCAACGGUACAGAAGGCACCAACAGUACAGAAGACAUCAACGGCAGCGAAGGCACCAACGGCACCUACGGCAUCAGAUAUGGCAAUCAAAUCGGAUAUUGCUUCAUCAUCUCAUAGUAUCGAUGAAUCAAGCCCAGAUACAAGACCUGCAACAACGAGGACCACGCAAACAGGUGCCACUGAAGUGACGAGUGGAGAUGAAGAGGAGAAGAAGGAAGACAAGUCUGAGAGUAUACAACUGCCUGAUGGUGAGGUACAGGAGCUUACCAGAGAAAAUAUCGAAUAUCUUAAACCCAAGAAGGUUGAGAGUCACUUAGAUGAGCGUUCCGGAUCACGUGAUAUGUCUGAUGAUAGUGACACUUCUUUCGAGGCUAUCAGCAGAAAUAUUAGGAAAUCAUUUGCUGCAAAGACUCUGAAAACGUUCACGGAAUACCAAGAGAAGGUAGAGCAAAAGGUGAAGAGAGAUCAGAAUGAGCAAGUGAGUACAGAAGAAAAGAAAGCCAAGGAACAGAUCAAAGAGAUCUCUCAUCUGAUUGAAGAAGACAGCGACGAUUUGCUACUUGACGAGGAUUUAAAUCUUGGAAAGCUCGAAAAGAUAGAGCUCUCUGAAAUUAGACUGCCGUUGAAAGAUGCAAGCAGCCAUUCCAGUACUACUCCGCUGACAGCUAGAUUGCCUAUCAAGUUUGCCGAACUACCUUCAAGGGAACCAUUGAAGGUGCGUUCUACUAAAAAGAAGUCUAUUAGACGGAGUGCGCGGCACUUGAAGCAGAAUAAAGUGGCUAGUUCUCCUACCGAGAGGUUACAACCGAAAAAGAAGACACAAAUUCACGAGACCUUAUCUCCAUCUCCUUUUAGAGAAACUACCAAGAACAUGGUAGAAACUGGUAAUGGAAGCAGUGUUGAGAGUGGCAGUAGCUCGAAUGGUUCCUCAUCUAAGAAGAAGUUUCAGCUUGAGCUACCUCCCUUCAUGUAUCAGUCUUCGCCUAAUGCUAAGGACGAAGAGCCGACAAUCAAUCUUAACAGAGUGAAACGAAAACAGGAAGAGCAUAGCAACAGCUUUGCCCGGACUCCACAGAGGCAGGAAGAUGAUCUUCUCACGAGAUUGAUGGCACAUACCAAAUCUAGUGCCAAGAAAGUGAGAGGUUCCGUUGAGCGGGCACAUUCAAAGGCAAAAUUGCAUGAUCUGAAGAGCCCUUUGAUGCGGCCUGAAGUGGAAAAGGUUCCAGCGGUAUUUCCAGAAAAAUUACAGCCCUCUAGUAGCGUUAAAAGGAUACCCCUUACAGAACAGAGUCUCGAGCCACCGUCUUUCAGAAGCGUCGAGACAGUUCGUCUUGAAAAAAGAAAGAAGGUCGAAUACCAACUACAUGUGAAAAGACAGAAAGUGAUGGGGAAUAGAAUUGCAUUAAAGAAUAUUGAGGCGAAUAGCUCAAGGUUAAACGUGAAGUUAGCAACGAACAACCCGUCAGUUAGCAAAGUGAAAAUUGAGCAGGAGGAAGGGGUUCCUAAAGCCAGUAGUACUAGUUGGACUACGGCAGAGAAUUUGGAAAAGCAGUUGAAAGCGCAUGAGAAGACAAACCCUACACGAAUAUUUGGACCGGUUUCCCGGGUGGACUGCAACGAGAUCUUUGGUAGAAAGUACUUUGGAAACUUAAAUGUAAUGUGGCAGGAAGCCGAUAAGCUGAAUCAGAGAGAAGUCGAUAGCUACAACAGGCAAAUGGGGUGGAAUACAUAUUAA
Brettanomyces nanus is the source of this 2178-nucleotide messenger RNA. RefSeq lists its product as uncharacterized. NCBI's taxonomy places the organism in Eukaryota, Fungi, Ascomycota, Pichiomycetes, Pichiales, Pichiaceae. The record is from RefSeq and is a predicted model, not a curated record. The coding region runs from base 1 to 2178 and encodes 725 amino acids. The transcript has a single exon.